AUGCAGUCGAGGUCGCGGGGCGCCCGGAAGCAGAAGAGGCAGAACGACGACGAAGAAAUUCGAGAGCUGGAGGAGAGGGCCAAGCAACUCGUUAGCAGCCAGGCGGACGCCAAGGGCAAAGGGAAGCAGGUCAAGGAUCUCGUCAAGUUUGACGAGCUACCCCUGUCCAAGAAGACUGUGCAAGGAUUGAAGAAGGCAUCGUUUACGGAAAUGACCGAUAUCCAGGCAAGAACGCUGCCCCUGUCCCUCAGCGGCUCGGAUAUCCUCGGAGCCGCACGUACAGGAUCAGGAAAGACGCUGGCAUUCGUGAUCCCAGUUCUUGAGCGUCUCCAUCGGCAGAAGUGGGGACCCUCGGACGGCUUGGGAGCCCUAAUCUUGUCGCCCACUCGAGAGCUGGCUAUGCAGAUCUUCGAUGUCCUUCGCAAGAUCGGGGGGUUCCAUACCUUCAGCGCAGGCCUCGUUAUUGGCGGAAAGGACGUGAAGAUGGAGCAGGAUCGCUUGACUCGGAUGAAUAUCCUCGUUGCGACACCUGGAAGGUUGCUUCAGCACAUGGACCAAACGACUGGCUUCGACGCUAGCACGAUUCAGGUCCUGGUUCUGGAUGAGGCCGAUCGAUGCCUUGACAUGGGGUUCGAAAACACCCUCGAUGCCAUACUCGAGAACCUACCAAAAGGCACGGGAAGGCAGACACUCCUUUUCUCGGCCACGCAAACGAAGAGGGUCAAGGAUUUGGCAAGGCUCAGCCUUGCUUCGCCGGAAUACGUUGCCGUCCGAGACGAGGCAGAGAAGGGCCUGACGCCAGCCAAUCUGCAGCAAAAUUACAUGGUCGUCAAGCUGGACAGCAAGCUGUCAACGCUCUUCUCCUUUCUUCGGACGCAUUUGUCAUCGAAGGUCCUCGUUUUUCUCUCGUCUUGUCGACAGGUCCAAUUCGUCCACGAAAGCUUCCGAAGAAUGAGGCCGGGUAUCUCGCUGAUUUGCUUGCAUGGCAAGCAGAAACAGACGAAGCGGCUGCAGAUCUUCAAUGACUUCACCAAAGCUCAACACGCUGUCCUCUUCGCGACCGACAUUGCUGCCAGAGGCCUCGACUUUCCAAGCGUAGAUUGGGUCAUUCAGGUGGAUGCGCCCGAGGACGAGGACACUUACGUCCAUCGUGUCGGAAGGACGGCGCGAUACCGUAGCAAAGGCAACGCGUUGCUUUUCGUCUUGCCGAAUGAAGAGGAAGGCGUGCUUAGUCGGCUCCAGCGUAAGGGUAUCGAAGUGGAGAAGAUCAAGGCAAAGGAGAGCAAAAUCCAAGACAUUUCGAACCAGCUCCAAGCCUUUCUCUUCCAGGACCCCGAACUCAAAUACCUGGGACAGAAGGCAUUCGUCUCGUAUGUUCGAUCGGUUCACUUGCAGCGUGACAAGACGACGUUCGAUGUGCUUGCCCUACCGCUCGAACCCUAUGCUCAGUCGCUGGGCCUGGCCGGUGCACCAAAGGUCAAAUUCGUCAAAGAAGCCUCAGCGGCCAAAAAGAAGGCGGAGAAGAUGCUAGCUGCAGAGUCCAGAAGGGCAGUGGCUGAAUCUCCAGCUAAUGUUGAAGAUGGAAGUGCAGAAAAGGGCGGGGCCGACAAGGUCAAGACCAAGUACGAUCGAAUGUUCGAGCGUCGGAAUCAAGGCGUUCUGAGCGAGCACUACGGCCGCUUGCUUGCUGAAGAUAUAGACGACGAAGCAGACGACGACGAUGAAGAAGAAGAUGACGAUGAAGAAGGGGAAGAAGAGGAUGAUUUGCUGGGCGAGGCUGAGAAGCAAGGCGACGAGGACGACAAUGACGGCUUCAUGACACUCAAACGUGCCGAUCAUGCCCUUUCAGGUGACGAAGAGGAAGAGGGCGACGAAGACAAUGACGGCGAAAAGCCCACAGACUUGGACAAGGCCAAAGCGCUCAUACGCGAUGCCAAGUUUGUAGAGGACGAGGCGCAUCUCUCGAAGCGAAAGCUGGCUCUGGGCAAGUCGAAGAAGAAGAUGGCUGCAAGCGGGAUGCGGGGCCAGGGAGAGAAGCUCAUGUUCGAUGAAGAUGGGAAGCCGAGAAAAGUGUACGAGCUCAAGGGAGAAGAGGAAUUCAAGGGUGAAGGCGACGCAGACGAGAUGGCAAGGAAAUUCAGAGAAGAAGAGGCGGAGCGGUUGAAGGAAAUGGACAAGGUCGACAAGGAGAGAGUAAGGGAGAGAAGAAGAGAGAAGAAGAGGAAAGAAAAAGAGGGCAGAAGGGCAGGGCAGAAGAGAGAAAGGCAGGACGACGAUGAGGAAGGCGGAGUCGAGCUAGCUGAUUUUGACGACGAUGACGGGUACGAGACGCCAGACUUUGUGCUGCCGGAAGAUCGCCGCUCAGUGGCUUCAGAUGAUGAAGACGAGCCGAGGGAGGAGCAAAGGCCAGCGAAGAGGAAGCGGACUUCGAUCACGGAGCGAGGCCCAACGACGCUAGAGAACGAUGAAGAGCUGGCACUGCGACUUUUGGGCUCCACGUAA
Messenger RNA from Acaromyces ingoldii, 2502 nucleotides. Its product is annotated as DEAD-domain-containing protein. Lineage: Eukaryota; Fungi; Basidiomycota; Exobasidiomycetes; Exobasidiales; Cryptobasidiaceae. The coding region runs from base 1 to 2502 and encodes 833 amino acids. Gene Ontology annotation, biological process: rRNA processing. Gene Ontology annotation, cellular component: nucleus. The transcript is spliced from 2 exons. Gene Ontology annotation, molecular function: nucleic acid binding; RNA helicase activity; ATP binding. The record is from RefSeq and is a predicted model, not a curated record.